AUGGCCUUCAUCGCACAGAAGGGCGCCGCCAGCCGAGGCAACAGACGCCAAACGCAGCGUGCGGAAGAGGUCACCCCAGUAGGCAGCUUUUCAGAAUCGUUUCGUGUCUCCUCACUAGCUGCUCAUCAAGGGCAUCGGAAUAGCGCUCGCGAUGCGAAAGCGGGCAAGACUCAGAAUACGGCGCAGGAUGCUUCUACUUCGACACCGGAUUGGAGCAUCAUCUUUCCUGGUCGGAGCUCAGUUGCUGCGCCCACACUCAGUCAUAGUUCAGCAAGUGCUCUUGUAGCUACUACGACCGAAUCUCGAGCUACUACGGCUGGUGAUGGCUUGGACGAGAAAGCUGAUGUCUCCAACCUUGCCGAUGAGCAGCGUCGUUCUGUAGAUGAAAGUGCUGAAGCAGGAGCCAGCGGUCUGACUCUCACAAUGCCUGCUUGGCAUGAAGACACUGGACGAUUCCUCAGCAGGCGCACAGUCGCACCUGCUUUCGACGCAGACGAUGAGGCGGACUUGGAAGACGAGCCAGACUUGAACACAACGGCAACGCAAUCCGGUGCGGCACGUGCUGCUCGAUCGGAACAGUGGAUGCUCGAAUCUCUAGACUCUCCGUCCAUCUUUGGCUCGGAACAUCCCAGCAUCUUUGUGGAAGAGAGCCGAGCCGAGCUGUAUGGCUCCAUAGCCCUGCCAUCCGAGUCAUCAGCUUCCAACGUGGCACGUGGUAGUGGGGGCAAGUCAGCAGCAGGUUCAAGAACAGAGGGUGAUGGCUACGCAUCAGACCUGCACUUCCCUGAAGUUCCAGACAGGUCUGCUCCAGGCAAAAGCGCACCACGCGGUGCUAGUCAGGAAGCCGUGUGGUCGUGGGCAGCAGUUCAGCGGGGAACAUCCCUCCUCCGUUCAGCUUCCGAGACGCAUUUGACGUCUUCGGAGGAUGAGGUGGACGACUUCCACGACAUGACAGCAUCGCAGCUCCAGCUCAAGCGAGACAACGAUGCCAGCGACGCUCAUUUCGAUGCGCUCCUGGACGCAACACCAGCAGCACAGAGUGCAGGGAUAGGAUCAAAGCCAUUCAAACGGCGUCACAGGAAAGCUGGGGGCAGCGAGAGGUCUAAACGGAGCGCCACGGAAACGAGCAGAAGUGCUAGCGUGGCACGGAUGCGGGACGCUCGGCCGCGCAGGCCAGCUACGCGGCGAAAUGCGUCGAGCCGCCGCGCCGCUCACGCAAGCUCAGCGAAGCACACAGAAGCCGCCUCACAGAGCGUUGGCAAGCGGUUGCUCCGCAAAGUUUUCAGUCGUUUGUUCAGUGCAGACGCGGAGCUGCUGGAUGCCUUGUUGAACGACAGCGGUCCUUUGGCGGUGGACCAGGGAGAGGUCGAGCAUUUCGAAAACUUGCGCAUGUCGAGUCGCUACGCUAGAGGCACGGAUCGUCAGGCAUUCGAGCUCGAUCUAGAGUCUUUGCCACGAAGGCCACCCAGAAUGCGCAUGCUUCUCGACGGGCGUGAGGUUGAAGAUCUGACAGAGGAGGAGGAUGAAGGGGAUGACGAGGAAGAAGGCAAGGCUGCUGAACGGCCUGCCAGCGAGCACAAGAUCUUCCCACAGCGACCUUUGGCCCCAUCAAGCGCUGCGCUCGCUACAGCAUUGGAGCUUGCAAGACGACGACGGUCCUCUUCUGUAGCUUCUGGAUCUCCGCUGUCUCGAGAGCCCGAACCCACCACACUGGAAGCUUUGCAAGCUGCGCUGAUCCACAAUGGCAUUCUGCGUGUCCCAACGCCCCUUCGGAUUCUCGGCGAACUAGCUCGAGCCCUUCAAGAUGCGGUUUGGGGAGAGGCUGUUGUGAAUGACAGCCUGUCCAAUGUGGAUACUCGAGAACUCGAAGAAGCGCUCAAGCAGCGCAAAGGCUCUACCUUGCUGCAUGAUUCUGAGGACGAGCAAGAUGGCGAUGUGGCGCACUAUGCACACGAGCGGACAGGCUCAGACGGUGCGCUGGCAGGAGAUUCGGGCACUCGGUUGUCGGCGCGCAGACUGAGCUUGGGACAUGGUCUUCAGACCGUACCUCGAGCUUGGAACGGCAAUGUGCACCCCAGUCUUCGAGGGCGCUCCACGUUUGCGAUAGAGCAAGGAGCUCCUGCCAUUGAAGGCUGA
Ceraceosorus guamensis is the source of this 2136-nucleotide messenger RNA. RefSeq lists its product as hypothetical. The coding region runs from base 1 to 2136 and encodes 711 amino acids. The transcript is spliced from 2 exons. The record is from RefSeq and is a predicted model, not a curated record. NCBI's taxonomy places the organism in Eukaryota, Fungi, Basidiomycota, Exobasidiomycetes, Ceraceosorales, Ceraceosoraceae.